Aegilops tauschii subsp. strangulata is the source of this 1373-nucleotide messenger RNA. The record is from RefSeq and is a predicted model, not a curated record. NCBI's taxonomy places the organism in Eukaryota, Viridiplantae, Streptophyta, Magnoliopsida, Poales, Poaceae.
UUUGUUUUGUAUGCUAUUGGCACUAUAUUAGCACCCACGGUACAGGAUUACGUCGACGCCAAAUAUUUUGUCCUUGUACAAGACGUCGCAAGAAUUCCCAAUUUUAACUGGGGAUGUUUCACACUGAACCAUUUGUUGACAUCCAUCAAUACUUUUAACUAUAUUGAUCAAGUGAAUCUACAAGGAAAUCUAGCUUUGCUCCAAGUAAGUGCUACAACACUAGUUGUCAUUCUACUAUUAUUUAUAUGAAGGGGUAAAAUUGCUACUCAACCUAGGUUGUCCAAGCUGGAGGACGAAGUUGGAGACCUCAAAAAGGAACUCCAGGUAAGCGAUACUACAAAAUCAAUUUUAGCCAUGACUUCUUAUGUUUUCAUCUAUGCAUUUCAUGUUACAGGAAUUAAGAUCCCUAGUUCAAACAAACAAACAAUCAACGAUGAAGAAUGCAUACGUACAGGAACAAGAGCAACCAGGCAAUGGCAAGUUCUCAUCAACUCCUGGGUUUGACGCAUGGAAAGCACAGACUUCUACUGGAACACCUAAUGCAAAACCCGUGGUGCAAAACAAGGAGUUUGACCAAGACUAUUCCUGCGGGGCGUACACUACAAUACUUAACUUCAACUUUACAUCACAGUUAUUCCUGCGGGGCGUACACACUCAAAUACAUGUUGACAUGGGACGGAGAUAAAAUUACCGAGGAUUUCACACAGGCAGAAAUACAUAUUUUCAGCUGGAAAAUAUGUUCAAGCCUGCUGCAUUUGGAUUGCAACAAGCUUCGGAAAAAAUCAUACAAGAAUCCUAUAACGAAGGACGAGUACGAAGCCAGCAUUCCAUAGGAACGAAAAGGUGCAGACAACGACGUCACGAUUGUCAUCAACCCUGAUGUUACAAACAAACCAGAGACAUCUGGUGCCCCAAAGCGUAAACGUGGACGCCCGAGGAAGAAUGCCCCUCCUAGUAAUCCAGUGAAACAACAAUUUGACACCGAGACUAUCGCUAAACAAGUGGAGUUGAAAAGAUGCAAACGCAAACCAUCAAACACCGUGUCCAGCCCAUUCGUACAGCCAUGAAUGGGCUACACGGAGAGGCACUUCAAGGGCAGUUCCAAAUGAUUGAUCUUCAUAGCAUGUUCUUUGAAUUAAAGACUACACUUAUGUUCUGAUGUUUUUGCAUAUUAUUUGUACACUUAUGUCCAUCCAAAUGCUUGACUUUUCAUUGGUUCUUUAAAAAAACAGCUAAUGAGCUGCAUGUUCCACUUCUAUCAUUUGCACCAUCUGAUCCAAACCUAUCUGCAUCGGAGUAUCCUUACAUUUAAAACACUACCAUAAGUGACUACUUACAAAUGCAUGAUGAUUAUGGCUGAGGCAGGGUAAUUA